Messenger RNA from Geodia barretti, 390 nucleotides. NCBI's taxonomy places the organism in Eukaryota, Metazoa, Porifera, Demospongiae, Tetractinellida, Geodiidae. The record is from the annotation of a GenBank genome assembly.
UUCACCAGAAUCACUAGGUCGCUGUCCAGCUCCUUUGAGAGACGGACGUCAAGUUGGUUGGCAUCAUUUGGUGUGACAGUGAUGGAGUGGGUGGGGGAGGUAACUUCUGCUACACCAUCUGCUCCCUCCACUGUCAGGUGGAACCACGACACCACCGAUACCGUACCACUCUUCACCUGCUCCUCUUCUCCUGCUGGGACUGGUGCCAGCGGAUCAGUGGAGCCCGCGGGGGUGUAACGAGGCUUGAGGGUGGAUGGAAGAGAAAAGCGAACCCCACCCUCCGCGUCAACGCCCAGCUCCCCGACAAGCUGCAACUGUAUUUGCGCGUCCUUCCCCGGUGGAAGGUUGCCCAAUGCGAUGCUGAAAAUGUCGCCGCUCUUCUCCUCAGCU